AUGGACACCAGAAUUUUGAUCUCCUGUAUGAGCGGGACGUAUUGCAACCAUUAUUCCAGGACACGAAUCUUGGAGACAAUUGCCUGGAGUUUUGAAGCACUUAGUACUGGCAAAUACCCAAGAUGUGAUCCAUGGGGACGCCCGUUUACGGCGCAAUACCAUCCUCACAGAAUGUUGGUGACUAUCAGUGAGUGGGCUGAUGUCAAUCCAGAGACACCCCUCAUGAGGAUUCCGGGGUGGUCGCCGUGGCGAAUCCUUCCAGACAUCAUGCAUAUAUGCUACCUUGCAUGUACGGUGGAUGUGAUAACCAGUUGCUUGCUGGACUGGAGCGAUUCGGCUUCUCUGUUCUUCAAUGGGUCAUCUCGUGAGAAAAGGCUGACACAACUCUGGGAAAACUACAGGUCCUGGUGUGAGUCCCAAGGGUAUGAUUUGGCUGACAGGGCCUCCCGAAAGUUAUUCUCAACAAGUGCAUUGAAGCCAGAGGCAGGUAAGUAUGUAGAAGUCUCCCAGAAGACUCUCAACGCUACAGCAGCACGGUAUAUGGCAUUUUGGGUGGCAUCGGUUUCCAAAAAAAUCGCUGAAUGGACAGGAGCUGAUCCAGAUAUGUUUCGAGCUGGUGCGGCGAUGGGACUGGCGGAGAUUGAAAUGGUGUGCCUACGUGGUGGCAGAGUUUUUUCACCCCCAGAAUGGACACAUUUUGAGUUUGGGUACUUGGUGUACAGGGCUGGUUUGAACAAGAUGGGGGCAAUAGCCCUUGAGAAAAAACAAACCAGAUGGAGACAGCGACCAAAGGGUCAUGGUCUUGAACACCUGGUUCAUGAUUUCCACGGGCUUAAUCCCCGUUACUGUAGCAAUUUCCUCGAUGAGGAUUUCGUGAGAAGAUCCAAAAAAUUGGCAAUUCAAUCCAAUGCCCGGUUUGUGUCGAAACAUGUUCUCUUUAGAUAUGCUAUCGCUGCCACACUGCGGUGGACGGAUUUGAAGCCCGAGUGAGAAAAAA
Cladocopium goreaui is the source of this 997-nucleotide messenger RNA. NCBI's taxonomy places the organism in Eukaryota, Dinophyceae, Suessiales, Symbiodiniaceae. The record is from the annotation of a GenBank genome assembly.